Prunus mume (Japanese apricot) is the source of this 1858-nucleotide messenger RNA. It is a transcript of the gene GFA2, whose product is annotated as gametophytic factor 2. Gene Ontology annotation, biological process: response to heat; protein refolding. Gene Ontology annotation, molecular function: heat shock protein binding; ATP binding. Gene Ontology annotation, cellular component: cytoplasm. NCBI's taxonomy places the organism in Eukaryota, Viridiplantae, Streptophyta, Magnoliopsida, Rosales, Rosaceae. The record is from RefSeq and is a predicted model, not a curated record.
GUGUCUCCCACAAGAUUGGGCCAGGGCCCUUCUCUCUCUCGCUCUCUCUCUCUUCCAUCAACUACUACUAGAACCUUCGAUCACUGUCUCAAAGACUCCAAAUUUAGGGUUUCUCGAGGGUUUAUCACAGCGCCAAAAACCCUAGAAAAGCCCAACUCUACGAAAGACUUGAUCUUUUUGGGUGGUUCGUCCAGCUUUCCCAAAUGGUUCGCUCCAAUGGCGUCAGGCUUGCCCACUGGCUCGCUCGUCGCUCUUUUGCCUCCAACCCCAUCCACAACCCUACAUCCUCCGCAUGCGGGAGGAUGCUUGGAGGCGGUUAUAGGACAUUCAAGACUGGGGUUUGCAACAAUUCUGGGGUUUUAGGAAAUUAUACUACUACUAAUAAUGUUUGUAGAAAAAGUUGGUUGCUCGGAGCUCUGAAUACCAAUUGGUUCGCUGCAAGAUCAAUUCAUGGAACUGCAUCUAUGUCCACAAGAGAUUACUAUGAUACACUGGGUGUAAGCAAGAAUGCAAAUGCAUCAGAAAUAAAGAAAGCUUAUUAUGGGCUAGCAAAGAAGCUCCAUCCAGACACAAAUAAAGAUGAUCCUGAUGCAGAAAAGAAGUUUCAAGAAGUUCAAAAGGCCUAUGAGGUUUUAAAAGAUGAGGAAAAGCGUCAACAAUAUGAUGAGGUUGGCCAUGCUGCAUUUGAAGAUCAAGGCAAUGGCUUUCCCAAUGAUUUCAGGAAUCCAUUUAAAGAUAUCUUUGAUGAUAAUAUCUUCAACAUUUUUCGUCAGAAUUUUGGUGGUCAAGAUAUCAAGGUUUCUUUGGAACUUUCCUUUAUGGAAGCUGUUCAGGGAUGUUCUAAAACUGUGACAUUUCCAGCUGCAGUGGCCUGUGAAGAUUGCGGUGGAAGUGGUGUUCCUCCUGGCACCAGACCUGAAUCAUGUAAGCGCUGUAAAGGGUCUGGCAUGACUUACAUGCAAACUGGCCCAUUUAGGAUGCAGACAACUUGUACUCACUGUGGCGGAACUGGUAAAACUUUCCCGACACUUUGCAAAUCAUGCAAUGGGAAACGAGUCACAACUGGAAUGAAGUCAGUCAAGUUAGAUAUCAUGCCAGGUGUAGAUGACAAUGAAACUAUAAGGGUGUUUAGCAGUGGUGGGGCUGAUCCUGACGGAAAUCAACCUGGUGAUCUUUAUGUUACCGUUAAGGUUAGGGAAGACCCAGUUUUCCGUAGGGAAGGUGCCGACAUUCAUGUAGAUGCUGUUCUGAGUAUCACUCAGGCAAUUCUGGGAGGAACUAUUCAGGUCCCAACUCUCACUGGAGAUGUUGUAUUGAAGGUCCGUGCUGGCACCCAACCUGGUCAGAAGGUAGUCCUAAAGAAGAAAGGAAUCAAGACAAGGAACUCUUAUGCGUUUGGUGAUCAAUAUGUGCACUUCAAUGUCAGCAUCCCAGCGAAUCUGACACAAAGACAACGAGAAUUAAUUGAAGAGUUUGCCAAAGAAGAGCAGGGGGAAUAUGGUAAGCGUGCUGCUGCCGGAGCAUCUUGAUAAUAUGGGCUGGAGAGGUUUCUUUCUUUGUUAAGAUAUUUUCUAGUCUUGCAUAGCUGGAAGGAGAAGGAAUGAGAGGAAGUAGGCAUAGCAAAAGGAUCCACCCAUUCUGGAAGCGGAGUUAUUUUAGGUUCCAAAUUCCAAUUGAGCAGUUCUAUUUGUAAGGUUGUGUAAUAUUUUUUUUUUUAAUUCCAAGUCAUAAUCCGUACUUGUCAUUUAGGCGAGGUGAUCUGUGAUCAUCAUGCAGUAAUUUUGUGACAAUGUACAUAUUGACUUAUAAUCUUAUAAUCAUAAUGGACUUGUUCAUGUCCAUAAUUAUUUUUACCACA